Rhododendron vialii is the source of this 759-nucleotide messenger RNA. RefSeq lists its product as uncharacterized. Bases 113 to 568 code for a protein of 151 amino acids. The transcript has a single exon. NCBI's taxonomy places the organism in Eukaryota, Viridiplantae, Streptophyta, Magnoliopsida, Ericales, Ericaceae. The record is from RefSeq and is a predicted model, not a curated record. Gene Ontology annotation, biological process: response to auxin.
CAAGGAGGAAAGAAAAGUACACACACUUAAAAUAUCACAUGAACACUUAAACUCUCCCCUUAGCUACAUAUCAUGUCAACCAUUUAAUGUUCUAAAAAAAUCACUCAUAUAUAUGUAUAUCCGUCUCUUUCACUUUCAUAUGCAUCACAAAAAUUCAAUACCCCUUUCUCUCUCUCUGUCUCUCAUGAAGACCAUUAAGGCAAAAUUCCUAAAGGUAUGCCUUAACAAGUGGCAAAAGAUGGGGAGUAGAGUCAUACCUUCUGCAGCUGGUUGUGACUGCUGCCGCCAAUGGGCCUUGUGGCCUUCCAAGCAAGAAGACAAGUGUAUUCCAAGCGAUGUUCCGAAGGGUCACUUAGUAGUAUACGUAGGCGAAGAUUACACGAGGUACGUGAUCAAUAUCACCUUACUCAAGCACCCACUCUUCAAGGCACUGUUGGAUCAAGCCCAGGAAGAAUAUGACUUCACUGCAGCCUCAAAACUCUGCAUCCCUUGUGAUGAGAACAUCUUCCUUAGUGUUGUUCGGUGUGCCGCAUCUCCGCAGGAUCGUAGAAUCUCUUUGUGCCUGUGAAGGGUUAUUCAUGGAGAAGUUUUGAUAAAAUUCAUUUUACAAUGUUUUUAUCCUAAAUUAGGUAACAAUAUGUGUAGCCUUGACCUGUUGUAUAAUUGUCUCAUUGCAGUACGUCUAUUAUCAAUGUACUUCAAUCCGAAGAGAAGGAAUGAUAAUUCUACUCAUUUCUUAUCGAUGCUGCUGGCAUCAAA